This is a messenger RNA of Cherax quadricarinatus, 541 nucleotides long. RefSeq names its product pro-resilin-like. Lineage: Eukaryota; Metazoa; Arthropoda; Malacostraca; Decapoda; Parastacidae. The record is from RefSeq and is a predicted model, not a curated record. Gene Ontology annotation, cellular component: extracellular matrix.
UGCCUUCACAACUCAUCGAUAACAUGUUUACCAAGGUUCUAGUUCUGGGUUCCCUUGUGGCUGCUGCCCUCGCCCGCCCUGAGCCACCCCCUUCUUAUGCCCCUCCAGCACCAGCCUACAGCCCCCCAGCUCACCCACGACCUGCUUAUGGCGCUCCUUCUUACCCAGACACGCCUCCUCAGUAUAACGCCCAGUUCGCAGUGAAGGACGACUACUCCGGCAACGACUUUGGUCACCAAGAAUCUCGUGACAACUACGACACAAAGGGUACUUAUUAUGUCCAGCUUCCCGACGGUCGUCUGCAGAAGGUGACUUACUACGUUAAUGGCGACUCCGGCUACGUAGCGGAAGUGAGCUACGAGGGUGAGGCCCAGUACCCAGCCUACCAGCCUGCUCCAGCGUAUAAGCCUGCUCCAGCCUACCAGCCCGCCCCUGCCUAUGCAUAAACCGAUAUAAAAAUAUUUUUUUUUGUGAAUAUUUGUUGAUAUAUAUUUAUUACUAAAAUGGUCUGAAUAAAGACUUAUGCAUUAAAAUAAAUUUU